This is a messenger RNA of Necator americanus (New World hookworm), 2040 nucleotides long. RefSeq lists its product as uncharacterized. Lineage: Eukaryota; Metazoa; Nematoda; Chromadorea; Rhabditida; Ancylostomatidae. The transcript is spliced from 17 exons. The record is from RefSeq and is a predicted model, not a curated record. The coding region runs from base 1 to 2040 and encodes 679 amino acids. Gene Ontology annotation, molecular function: sterol binding. Gene Ontology annotation, cellular component: membrane; cytosol; intracellular membrane-bounded organelle.
AUGGAAGGUCCUUUAUCGAAAUGGACGAAUAUGGUGCAUGGCUGGCAGUAUAGAUGGUUUCGCUUGGAAGAAGAUGCUUUGCUCUACUACACAUCCAGAGAGAAAAUGCUCAAAGGACAGCAACGAGGUUGCAUGCGCCUUCAUGGUGCCGUCGUAGGUAUUGACGGUGAAAACAACAGCCUAUUCACAGUUACCGUUGAUGGCAAAGUUUUUCACCUUCAGGGUCGUGAUGAAAAGGAACGAAAUCAUUGGGUACGAGCACUGGAGAGUGUUAUUCGAGAUUGUGGAGGAUACAGGAAAACGCCGAAAAACAAGGAAAGCGCUUCGGAAGCGCUAAAACAUAAGAUAGUUGAAGCCGACCAGCAUUUGUCGGAUAUUAUCCUACAGGUUCGUGGAUUGGAAUCGCUCAGAGAACAUGCAUCAGAGAAAGAGCGAAAAAAUGUGGAUGAACUCAUUACGUCCAGUAACAAAUUGAUGGACACAGUGAAACAUGCGAUUAUCCUUUUGCAGAUGGCACGGAAUAAGAUCGAAGUUCCGGAUGACGUUCGCAAAGAAGACAAGGAGAAUGUGAAUCACGGCUCAGAUGGCGGUGGAGAUGUGCCGGUGAAGGCUUCUGACGCUGAUAACGAUCGAUACGCGUCGACGUCAAAACCAACAACGGCAGCAUCGGAAGUAGCGCAAAAAAGCAAAGUUCCACCGCAGUACGUCCCGCCAAUCUCGUACUCCAGAUCAUCGUCGCCGAAGAGGAGUGUUCUCAGUGACGAAGAAGAGUUUUAUGACGCUGAUGAGGAGCUGAUCGAUCUGGAUAAGACAGAAGUAACAAUUCCGGAUGGUCCGAUGAGGGAUAUGUCGUAUGAAGAGGCGGAGAGCUUCGAUUUCGGUGAUGCUCACGAGGAUUUCGAUGCAAUUUACGAUAAUGCAGAGGAGCAUGAUGUUGGAAACGUACAACAAGAACAUGGAUCUGUACUUGUACAUCUUCUAAGCCAGGUCAGCAUUGGCAUGGAUUUGACAAAAGUCACCCUGCCCACGUUUAUUCUUGAACGUCGAUCAUUGUUAGAAAUGUAUGCAGAUUUCUUUGCACAUCCAGAUGCAUUUGUAAUUACAGUUGAUCUGGAGUCACCACAGGAAAGAUUUGUAUCUGUGGUAAAAUACUAUCUGAACGCUUUUUAUGCGGCCAGAAAAAGUGGCGUGGCAAAGAAACCGUACAAUCCCAUACUUGGAGAAACAUUCCGUUGCCGUUACAAUGUGCCUGGUUUACCGCCAAGCGGCAAGAAAACUGAUAGUGGUCCCUUUCCUGGUUCUGAUGAGAACCAACUCACAUUUAUUGCUGAGCAGGUUAGUCACCAUCCGCCAGUUUCUGCGUUCUAUGCGGAGCACCCUUCAAAACAUAUAUCUUUCCAUGCUCACAUCUAUACAAAAUCGUCAUUCUUAGGACUAUCGAUCGGAGUUGCAAAUAUUGGCUGUGGUACGGUAAUACUUCACGAUUAUAAUGAACAAUAUACGGUAACGUUUCCAAGCGGGUAUGGACGUUCCAUCAUGAGCACACCGUGGGUGGAAUUAGGUGGAAAAGUGAAAAUCACGUGUGAAAAAACGGGAUAUUAUGCGGAUAUAGAUUUUUUGACGAAACCUUUCUUUGGAGGCAAACCACAUAGGAUCCAAGGGAAUUUAUAUAGAGAAGGCAACAAAAAACCGUUUAUGACCGUACGUGGUGAAUGGAAUAGCAUCAUAAUGGCGAAGCCAGCAUAUGGCGAUGAAUACUUGUUUAUUGAUGUUCGGGCACAGCCAGAAAUGAAAAAAGAAUGUGUGCCAGUCAUGCAGCAGAGCGAACGAGAAAGCCGACGGUUAUGGCGACAUGUAACAGCUGCACUUCUUCGGAAUCGGAUCAAUAUCGCGACGACUGCGAAGCGAAUGAUCGAACAGCGCCAAAGAGCAGAAGCCAAGCAACGUCUCGAGAGCGGUGAACGUUGGAGGACACGGUUCUUCUCUCUAGCUCCCGAUGAGAGGUGGCUGUACAAUGAGCCGUUGGAGAACAGAAUUUGA